Messenger RNA from Bactrocera tryoni, 1642 nucleotides. RefSeq names its product AN1-type zinc finger protein 6-like. The transcript has 6 exons. The record is from RefSeq and is a predicted model, not a curated record. Gene Ontology annotation, molecular function: DNA binding; zinc ion binding. NCBI's taxonomy places the organism in Eukaryota, Metazoa, Arthropoda, Insecta, Diptera, Tephritidae. Bases 1065 to 1565 code for a protein of 166 amino acids.
GGUAUGUACAGCGCCUAAAUCCAUUUUGUUGGUAUAUUUUGUCUAAGUGUGUGCUUUCCUUCUAUUGAGCAUUAAAAGUUCACGCCCAACAACAAAAAGAGCAGCAGCGGCGGCAGCGUUAAGCAUAAUAACUGGGUACUAGCGAAAACGAGUGAGUUUAUCAGAGCUCAGCCAGAGUGGUAAUAGCGGCAGCAUCAGCGGCUAUCGGUGUGCGAAGUGUAAUAAACGAAAGUAGAGUCAAAUCAGCAAGGCGACAGUGUGUGCCAGUCACCGGUCAACAGUCACCAACACCACCGCCAAAUACAACAACCAUUAGCUAGCAACAAAACAGUUGCUUUUUUACUUACUUACUUACUGCUCUUAUAUUAAAUCUUAGUUCUCCGCAAUUGCAAGUGCAAUUGUAUGCGCACAACAACAGCAACAAUAACAGCAAGAAAAACAGUCAUAUACAACCAGCUACAACUGGACAAUCAGUUCAUAAAGUAUAGCACUUGGAACUGAAUCUUCAAAAAGAAAAACACAAAUCAAAUAAAUUCUUCAAUUGUUGUGCAAGUGUUUGUGUCUAAAACGAGCGAGCAGAGUCAGCGUGUGUUGUUGUUAUUGGAGUUAUUGAAACAGCGGAACUCUCACUCACGUGCAUUUUUUUGUAUUGAAUUUGCUAUUCGCUUAAAUUGAAAUUGAAAGCCAACAGUUAUUUGCAAAUUUUCUUCGGUGUUCUUCUAUCAACGAGUUGUGUUACAAAGAAUAAACUGUUAUUAUAAACUUCACUGUUCUCUAAAUUUCUGAAACGUCAACAACGCAUAAACCAAAUACAACAACAACAACAUUCAAUUACAAUAAUCGGCAAUAAAGCCCCCGUGAUUGCAACCAGACGCCUAAUUAUUGCGCGAGCGGUGCUAAGAAGUGGUGAUAAAUUUAUAAAAAGGCGUAGGCAAAGUUAGCAAAGUCGUUGCAGAAGCGCGCAUACAACAAAAAACAGAGCAGUUAUUGAAACAAAACAACUACACUACUAAUAAAGCAAAUCAACUAAAGUACAGGAACAAACAACAACCACAAAACAAACAAUGGAACGUGAAUCCAAUCCAAUGCAACCUAUGUGCCGCUCCGGUUGCGGUUUCUACGGCAAUCCAGCCACCGAUGGUCUCUGCUCCGUGUGCUAUAAGGAUUCUUUGAGAAAAAAGCAACAACCACCUGUUAGCAGCACACCUGUAUCAGUUCCAAGCCCACAGCCAAGUCCCACAUUCAAUCCAGCCAUCACAAUAACCAAUACAGCACAGCCGACAGUGCAAAGUUUACAGCUGCAGCAUAAUGAAAUAAAAGAGAAAAUAAACGAAGAAAGCGCAGCUAAGACUAGCACCGAAGCUGCUGCCGUUGCCGGUCCAUCAACAUCCUCCCAAACAGCCGAAGAUGAUAAAGACAAGGAGGAAGACAAAGAUGCAAAAAAGAAAAAGAAUCGUUGCGCUGAAUGCCGCAAGAAAGUUGGUCUUACAGGUUUUCAGUGCCGAUGUGGUGGACUCUACUGCGCUGUACACAGAUUGCAGCGACAAACACGACUGCACAUUUAACUAUCGGGAACAUGGGGCCCAAGAAAUUCGACGCAAUAAUCCUGUGGUAGUUGGCGAAAAAAUACAAAAAAUUUGAA